Chara braunii is the source of this 3804-nucleotide messenger RNA. The record is from the annotation of a GenBank genome assembly. NCBI's taxonomy places the organism in Eukaryota, Viridiplantae, Streptophyta, Charophyceae, Charales, Characeae.
GGAAAGCAAAGCGCGCAUUUUUUUUGACCAGGAACGAUGUUCGGGCGGACUGGCACUCGCCUCGCGUCCAACGGCUCCUUUAGUUUCCGACCUGGAUCGGGAUCGGGGCCGGGUCCUGGUCCCGGUCCGGGACCUGGAUCUGGAUCUGGAUCGAGACCUGCGCGUGGUCCUCCCGCCACCGCUGGCGGACACGUGGGUGCGCCGCCGCCGCCACCAGCUUCGGCCGCGGGAGGAGAGGGAGGAGGAGGAGGAGGAGGAGGAGCAGGAGGGACUUCGGGACUGGCCAGGUCCGUAUCUCUUCGGCAGUCGGAGCGCUUCCGUCGGCAUCGGGAUGGCGACCCGUCGUCACUGCCCUUCGGCUGGAUCUGGGGCCGUCGAUGGAGGUGGAGGUAUUGUCUGCUGUACACGUCGGACGCUGAGCUGGAGUUCGAGGAGUAUGGGCAGCGGCCUUCGAUCACUGGCGGAACGCGGUGGGAGUACGCCGCCUCCGCCUGCGACAACUUCCGCCCGCCUGGCCGCGCCGCCAAGGCCGUUUGCGCGGGGUACAAGCUCGCUCUCGACGUCGACGACCUAAUCAACUGGCUGGUGAUCUGCAUUUUCGGGAUCAUUAUGCUGACCUCCUUCGGCAGCGCGGUAUCGCGAUCCCGACUCCUGCACUGGGUCUCGUGGGUGGCGGUCCUGCAGGCGGUCGCAAGCCUCCAGACCCUUCGAUCCCGCCUUCGUUCCGACGCCGCCGGCGGCGGCGGCGGCGGAACUCCAGCCUCUUCCUCCCCUUCCGCCGCCGCCGCCGCCGUGAACAGCGGCAUCCCCUGCAUCUUCUGGCUCGCCAAUCCGCCACGUAGCAUUCUGAUGUCCGUUGCCUACGGUCGCUUAUCCUUUGUGAUUAUAUCUGACAUCUGGCAGAUCUUCCAAUACGCGGUGAAAGGUGGGUUGGCCGUCCUCCUCCUCCUCCACCUCUCCCCCGAAGUGGAUAAGCUUGUUUCGUCGAGUGCCAUCCGAAGCCCACGUGGCGGGGAACGGAUAAGGGAGGGGUUUUACGCGGGAGCAGUGCUGCUGGGUUGUCAGUUUUUGGCGGGAGUUUUCGCCGGUGCAAUGCACUUCGUCAAAGAAUGGAAUCCCGCGCUCCGAGCUUGGAUAUGGCAUUUUCAGCAUCAUCCUUCUCUGCCUGGUUGCAUCGGCUUCGACAGCGAGAAGUGCGGCUUGCCCCUCCACUGGUUCACAUCGAUCAGCAACGCCAAGAUCUGUCUUGCAUGGGCAUUGAAUCGUCGUCAUCAAUGGAAGUUGAGGAGGCGGGACCACCAGAGACGGCCGGAGGCGAGUCUGUCUGCCGCGGGAGAAGCGUCGGAGGAAGUCGUCGAGAGAUUCGUCGGGAUGGGAUUGGAUUCGCUGGCAAGAUGUGCGACUUAUCCCGAGGGUAGGGAUGAAAUUCUGCAGAACUCGGGCUUUGAACUCAUCUUGCUGGCUCUGAAGCCGGCCAUCGAAUCGCGGACCCGCACGGCGGCAGCAAACGUUAUCCAUUCUUUUUUCAUCAACGUGGAACGCCACGCGUACGAAUCGGCUAAUCAUAAUCAUAAUAAUAAUAAUAAUAAUAAUAAUAAUAAUGGUAAUAACCUUAUCCAUUCUUCAUAUGGCGAUCCGGCGGGGAUUCGUUCUAAUAAUAGAUUUAGCGGUGUGCCGGGCGCCGCCGGCGCCGUCGCAGCAGCAGCAGCAGCAGCAGGAGCAGCAGCAGCUGCUGCUCCCAGCUCUCGGGUUCAAUUGAAUUAUAGUAAUGUGAGAAGUGGAAAUGUGGGGGGGGGAGGAGGAGGAGGAGGAGGAGGAGGAGAUGAUGCAAGAUUCAGGAGGCGGGAGGAGGAGGAGGUGCCACGUUGGGGAGGCAGAUCUGUCGAGGAGGAUGACGUGGCCGAUCUGGAAGAUCUUCUAGAAGAUCUUCCAGAUCUGGAAGUGGAGAAUCUAAUGGCACCACACCUCCGCACGUGCACCGUGAGUCUGGUCGACCUUAUCCACUCAGCGGAAAUGUCUGCGGAGGAGAAAGAGUCGGGAUCCCGUGCUCUGUUGUCGUUAUCCAUUGCCGUCACUUCCAGCGUGUUCGCCCUUCUCCGAUCGAGACCCCGACACAGAAUCCUGGCCUUGUUGCCACGAUGGCUGCGUGUCGCAGCUGCAGACGAGCUCGAUGUGGCGAUUGAUGACCCAUCGAGCACGCCGACGAUGGGAGGAGGAGGAGGAGGCCGCGGCGGCGGCGGCCAUAACCAGCUGCCAUCGCUGAGCGAGCUGGCUGCAGAUCCCGGCGGCCUUUCAAGACGUCAUCGUCUCUCUCUCGCUCGCAACGGCGAUGCCCGAGGAGGAGGAGGAGGAGGAGCGGAGCUCGGAGAUGGAGCUACCACUAGUCCCUCUCCGCAGCAGCUGCAGCAGGCAGUUGGCGGCGCCAGCAGCACGAGACGGACCUCUCCUUCUUCUCCUUCUUCUUCUUCCAUCAUGCGUAAACGACAGGAUUGGGUCUCUCGUCGGCAAAGUACGCAGCUGAGGCGAUCCUCGUCUUCGUCUUCCCGGCUUGAGCGGCGCCGAGCUGCUCGCAGAUUAUCUUCCAUCGCCGGGACCGAUGACGACUUGGCAGCAGGGACGUCCACCUCCGCUGGGCCAGGUCGGGAUCCCGAUCCAUCUCCCUCCCUUGCUGCUGCUGCUGCUGCUGCCGCUGCAGCCGGAGAUCCCGACGAUGCUAUGACCCUCGCCGCGUGCCAUUGGUGGCCCUGGUCGUCCGUGUUAUCAGCCCUCCGAGAGACGACGUUCGAGCGACUGGAUGUGAAGGAGCCCAUGCAGGCACUCAGAGAGCUCGAGCUUGAGGAGAAUGAUACCGCGCGGGAGGUGGAGAGGCUAAGGGAGGUCCUCGGCUCGCGUAUCUCCUCAAUCAAGUUUUGUUACCUUCCUGUGUUUCCCUCCCACCCAGCCCUUUGUCUGCAUUCCCGGUUUGGUAAGUGCCACGUCAGCAGUGCCAUGACAGCAGCAGUGCCACGUCAGCAGUGCCAUGGCAGCAGUUCCACGUCAGCAGUGCCAUGUCAGCAACAGUGCCACAUCAGCAGUGCCACUUCAGUAGCAGUGCCACAUCAGCAACAGUGCCACAUCAGCAGUGCCACGACAGCAGCAGUACGUCAGCAUUGUCCCGCCACCAUGACGGUUUCAGCUUUGGGCAUGCCAGGCCAACUGGCCAACGAGUCCAUUGCUGAGUACCGACAGCGGUUCCAAGCUCAGCUCGCACGGAUCGAGGCGGAGGAACAACGCCAGGCGGCAGCCGAGGCUGCCCGCCUACAGGCUGAAGUGGCGGUAGCAGCUGAAAAGCAGCGGCUUCAGGCCGAAGCUGACGCAGAUGCCCAGGCCCGCCGCAUGGAGGCCCAGGAUCUGCUGCAGCUGCACGAAGCUGCCAGCGUCGACAGGCUCAAGUUCUGGCAUUUUGAACCUUCCGAGGGCAGCGACGACGUGACACCGGAAGAGCAGCACAAGGAGUUUCUCUCCAAACUCGUGGCCCGGUUGGUUCGCACUUGUAACCACCUGCAGUCCGAGUUGGUGAAUCUUCGACGGGCAGUGCGGAACCACAAGGGUCUGCACGAGGAUGCUACACGGGCACUUAUUCCAGUGUACAGGACUUGGAUCAAGCAGCACCAGGACCCGAUGCUGGCGAAUCCAGCAAUGCAACCUCUACCUGCCAGUUGGAGCAACGAGUUGACCAUGUAGUCGCAAUGCUCGGCGACAUCAGCACCUUCACUGCACCAGCCACCAUCAGCGAGCAGCUGGACACCUUUAAAACUGAGGUUC